CAACAUCUUUGUCUGGAUAUUUAUGCUAUGGUAGACUCCCUUGAGAUAAAAAUUACCCCCCCUUCUGGCCCAUUUUUUAAUGCAAAACAGCAUUGGAUGGGUGCAUAUACCAUGGAUCCUGAUGUCUGCAAGCAACUCUUUGAAGCACACAUCCCCAUAUGGCUAGUCUGGAAGCCAGAGUUAGUGCCAAAGGAUAUGAAGAUACAUUGUGAGGUUGACAUU
Molecule: messenger RNA, 222 nt
Organism: Pisolithus orientalis
Lineage: Eukaryota; Fungi; Basidiomycota; Agaricomycetes; Boletales; Pisolithaceae
Exons: 1
Source: RefSeq, a predicted model, not a curated record